AUGGCCUCUAGUGACUCCGAUAGAUCAAUCAAUCAAAACACCGAUUACGAAAAAAUAUACAACAACAACAACAACAACCAACGUGCAAAUAAUACUGAAGAUGUUGCUGGUUUAAAUGAUGAAGUUAUUGAUCAUCCAAUUAGUUAUAAUAACCCACAGAGUUAUUAUAGCAAAACCAAUGAUGAGGAAGAUUUAAGGAGCUCUGUUUCAAAUGAUAUUCAAAAAAUAACCACUGGUGGUAAAAAUAAUGAAUAUAUAUACAUAGGAAGACAAAAAUUUUUAAGAGAUGAUCUAUAUCAGGCCUUUGGUGGUACUUUAAAUCCAGGGUUAGCUCCGGAAUCUACACACAAGUUUGCUAAUCCAGCUCCACUAGGUUUGAGUGCAUUUGCAUUAACUACAUUUGUAUUGAGUAUGUGUAAUGCAAGGGCUAUGGGUAUUACCAUAUCUAAUGUGGUCGUUGGGUUAGCCAUCUUUUAUGGUGGUUUGGUGCAAAUUAUAGCCGGUAUUUGGGAGAUUGCAGUGGAAAACACUUUUGGUGGUACUGCUUUAGCUUCAUUUGGUGGGUUCUGGAUGAGUUUUGGUGCUAUUAACAUCCCGUGGUUUGGCAUUAUAGAUGCCUACAGUGGUCAUGAAGAACAAUUGACUGAUGCAUUAGGUUUUUAUCUAUUGGGCUGGGCCAUUUUCACUUAUGGCUUAUCUUUGUGUACUAUGAAGGCCACUGUCAUGUUUUUCGCUUUAUUUUUCUUAUUGGCCACCACGUUUUUAUUGCUAAGUAUUGGUAAUUUUGCCGACAGUGUUGGUUGUAUAAGAGCCGGUGGUGUGGUUGGUGUUAUUGUAGCAUUUAUCGCUUGGUAUAAUGCAUUUGCAGGUGUUGCCAACAGAGAAAACUCCUAUGUCAUUGUCCGUACAAUUCAACUACCAAGUAACGAACGUACAUUAUUAUGA
This is a messenger RNA of Saccharomycodes ludwigii, 945 nucleotides long. Its product is annotated as acetate uptake transporter family protein. Gene Ontology annotation, molecular function: acetate transmembrane transporter activity. The transcript has a single exon. NCBI's taxonomy places the organism in Eukaryota, Fungi, Ascomycota, Saccharomycetes, Saccharomycodales, Saccharomycodaceae. The record is from RefSeq and is a predicted model, not a curated record. Gene Ontology annotation, cellular component: plasma membrane. The coding region runs from base 1 to 945 and encodes 314 amino acids.